AGCUUCAGUCAGUCCGUUUUUCUCCCUCGUCGUGAUACGUUGUGCGUUUAGUGAAUGGUGUUGUUAGACGGGCGCUCGCGUAUCAAAGCUGGAGGAUGAUGUUCUGCUUCAUCUGCAUCCAUUGAUUAUUCGUUCGAAAUUCAAGAAUGUCUAUCUACGUUUGAUUGGAGUUUACAAAAGGAAUUCUACUGGGAAAUCGUUCAUCGAGAGUUUGUCCCACUUGGUGUGAUAGUUUUUUGUUCUCAUUACCAUCGGUGUAAAGGGUAGAGAAUUAGGAAAUUCCACAAUUUUCCAUCCAUCCAACUGGAGAAAAUAAUCAAAGAGUCAGUGUGAAAAGCUAAAAAAGUUGUGCAAAAGAGAAAGCAUCACUGGCACCCAAAGGCUGUCCAUUGUUUGCCAGAAAAGGAGAAGAAAAUCAUUGAGUUUAUGGUUGGUCCCUUUUUGCGUGAAACAAAAUUGUGUUGGUGGCAGCUGGCUUGCUACGAUUAAAUGGUGUAAGUGCUUGGAAUUUGAUAGCUGCUUGUGUUCUUCCUUCGGUUCCAAUUUAUUGUGCAUUGCGUUUCCCGAAAAGAAAAUUCGAUUUUCACGGAAAUUGUUUGCCUACCGGGGCGGAGAAAGUGACAAUUAAGUUGGGGUGCCGAUAUUGGAUCAAUUGGAUACACGGAUUUGCAGCUGAGGCCAUCGAAACCGCUUCCAGAUAACGAGUGGUCAAUGGAAAGCAAUUAAUAGGUCAGUAGCAUUCCCCAUGACCCAAGGAUUACAAAUGUCUGCUGGCAGACAUAGAGACACACAGUAGGCUACGUCAAACUCCGGGAUGACCGGUGUGAUCUGGUAGUGCACACGAUAGCGCGUAUCCAUCCGUUCUAAGCUAUAGGUUUCAAGUGCGACUAUGUGAUGCAAACACCUGCCUGCCAACUAGAUCGUAACGAUGGAGACUGGUGAUACGGCAACCCUGCCCAUGGGUACUGCGACACCUGCCCUUGUUCGUCCAAACACAUUGCUGCCGCCCGAGAAAGAGCCGGUGCAUUUCCAAAUCAAUCUUAUUGGAGCACCCCCAGAAGUAGAACAGCUGAUCGAGCAUAUCAAGGCCGUUGCAGAGCAAUUUUUGUACCACUGGAAAACUUUCCCUAUCAACUUGCCUACUCCUCUUUCGACCAGUCCGGGAGGUGGGGUCGGCAAUGGCGGAGGAGGAGGAGGAGGAGGAGGAACGGUAGGGAGGAUAGGCGUUGCUAGCAACAAUAACACAACCAGCACCAAUCGGAAGUCACGCCCGAUCAAUCUGCGUGAUCUUUUCAUUGCACCGCCGUUCGACGAACUGGAUGCAGUUGCAGCAGAUGGCACGGGUGAGCCGCGGUUACUAAAUAACACUCAACUGCGCUCGUUGCGUGAGAGAGGCAUACAAAAGGACAAAUUUGGCAAACCGAAGAAAUUGAAUUUGGAACAAUUGGAAUCUAUACAGUUGACAGGUGAGUUCGAGGUGCCCAGCUUGAACUUUCCCGGUCAAAUGCAUCGCUGGAGACUUUCGCAGUUUCUGCAGAAAGGAUCGGAACGAACACGUGAUUCGUUGCUCGGAGAUCUGGCCAUGUCGGCGCGAUUCCUAGUCAUUAGCGCCAAGGGGCGACUUUUUGGCCAUUUUUUCUCGGUCGCUCAUGCCGCUCACGCCUUGCUGCAAGGGCUAAUAAAGCUGGUCGAUAUGGUGAUCGGCGUUCCUUCAUUGUUGGCGCAAAAUCUAGAUAAUAAGAUUAAGGAAGAACGAUGUCGUUUUUUGGUAGCUGAGCUAGUUUGUAGAAGUGAGUACGAAGACUGUUUGGAUGCUCUUUGCAGUUACGUUCGGCAUCAGCUUCGACGGGCCACAAUGGAAAAGUUCGAUGUGAAUUGUCAGCAGGCGCAACCCGUUCCAUAUCUGUACGUAACACCGAAAGGGCAGGAUAUUGAUUUGAGGUUGUUUUCCAAGGAUAUUAUGCGCAAAGCACUGCCCAUAUUGGUAGGAAUUCUGGAAAAAGAAACACGCGGAUGGUUUUUGCACUUCCGUGAGCGUUUGAUAGCCGAGCUGCGGGAACGCAAAAUGACUGAUGCAGAAAUUGAAGAGGAAGUCAAUGAGGCCGUAAUGAAGGAAUACCUGCAACGGGUUUAUACCUCUAUACUGUCGAAUAGCGAUCUAGCAGAUUUGGGGGAUAAUAUACCACAGCUGUUGGUGCAACAGGCACAGUCGGUUGUUAUUAUGCACAAGGCGGUUGACAAGAUACAAAAAGAGUUGAAGAAAUCUCGCGACGAGCAUCGGAAGCUUCUCCAGGAACAACACCCUGUAUUGUCGCGUAUAUCGCCCUGGUUACGCGCAAAGCUGGAAGCUGGAGAGCAAUCCAAAAUAUCUAAAAUUACUUGGGGUGCCCAUGAAGAAGCGCUGAAGAUAGCACAAAAGCACAACUUGCACCAAUCGGUUUACUUUCUUACGCGUGAUAUGGCAUUCAUGAAGGAGCGGGAGCCGGUGCUGCUGAAAGAGUUGAAGAACGCCAAAACUCCCACGCGCAACUUCCAGUGGGCUUGCCGAAUAUGGUCGCCGAAGUCGUGGGUCAUUCGGCGCAGCUUCCAGGGACAUUCGGAAAUCAUACCAACGGUCAUAACACAGCAGGCCACAUCGAUAGUUACCCCACGGUCGGAUCCUAGUCAACCAGUGUUCCUAGUGGAAAAAGAACUGGUACGCUCGACAAGCACACGGUGGCCAAUGUGGCGUUUGUUGAAUCUUUUCCAACGCACCUGGACUUGGACUUGGAACAUUAUGUUUCUGCUUGGAGUCAUUGUGCCCUGGUGCAGUCCAUUGGGCCUAAGGGCUCUCUUUUGCGUGAAGCCUUUCAUGGCAGAUCUAGAAUUAUCUCAGGUGAAUGGUACUCUCUUUCCGCGGAAAACCAGCAUUACACAAACGAUGUGUUCACGGUUGGUGGAAUUGUGGCGACACAUUUCAAAAGCUCGAACGCACUUUGAAACGGAACCGGACACCGGAUUUAUUGGUAAAGGCAUGACGCGGCAUCUCAAUCGAUUAUAUAAUUAUUUCAUAAAGGGUUUCCUGGGGUCACUGCUGAUAAUGACUUUGUUUCCAUUGCUGUGUAUCAGUGUAAGCGUCAGCAGCAUAGCUUUUGCUAUCGCUGCUCCACUGUGGAUGCCUUUCAUUACCGUCACUUUGCAUGUCUACAUGAUGAUGUUCUACGAUCUGGAUUGUCCGGAUGAAAGUCGUCGGAAUCGCUACUGUAUCUUGCUGGAAGCGGUCGGGUGGAACAUAAUAAUGCAGGGAUUUGUCCAACCCAUUGCUGCACUUAUUGUGGCAUCGGUCAUUUGUCCUGUUGUGUCAGUACUUGUUCUUUUCGUUGGAGUUGCUCGAUACUGGCUACGUCUCUUUUGGGACUCAAUCACGUUCCAUUUGUUUAUCAAGAAGUGUGGCCGGGUUCCAGCUAGCGAUAGUUUAGCUGUUAAACGUAUUGCUGGUCCUGGUUUGGCUUUGGAUUACUACUUCUCCGUGAAACCCGAACAAGCUCUGGCAGCGUUCGAAGCCAAGAUGGAACUGGACGAAUUACAGGCUUAUCAGCAUUCGAUGGAGACCGUCAUUUGUCAACCGCAGAAGGAUUUUAGUCAAUUUGUAGAAGCCUGCUUUGGUCCGUUUUCGGCGCAGUUGUCGAAAAAUGUUGGGCCAUAUCGGCAGCUGGAACGUGAGGGGCACGAUCUGAUGGCUUCACUGCAUGAAAAACUGGAAAAACGGCGCAGAGAUCUUCAAACCGGACUAACGACCGCGGUCAAAUCAAGGAUCAAACUGAACACGAUGGAACUGAAAAUCGUAAUACAGCAGUCCGCCUAUAUGUUGGAGAAAUUUUACCCAUCUCACGUUAUAGCACGCCUGUCGAUCAGCGAGGACGAAUUUUGGGAUGCCAAGGGUUUAUCUGUCGGCGAUUGGGCUGGUCUAGCUGGAAUGCUUUAUGCUGAUAUUUUCAGCUUGGACUUCCUCACUCCACUGUCGGAGAGUGAUACUCAAUUUAAACUGGAACCUCACUCACAACUAGAUCUAUCCCGUUACACUGAAAUGGUACAAAACACUAGCGAUAUAAUGGGCAUCAAUGGGCCAGAUCUCUUGGGUAACGUGUAUGCCCCGCGUGGCAAUAUACAGGUUCAUUCUCCCUACUUGGAGGUUUCCGCGUUCAACCCACGCUCACGGGUAAUGAUCAACUCCAGAAGAGCAGAGAAGAGGAAUGACACUUCUUCUGGUUUGACCACUCCGCGGGUAAGAGCUCGGCGUUCCCCGAUACCUACACAGAAGUCCCGAAACAGUUGGAAACCAUGGAAGCGAAAACAAGUGAAAACACAUGCCUCAGAUAAAUUGCUGAUUCCACUUCCGAUUCCACACCCCGUUCACAUAGCCAUAUCAAUCUAUAAUCGUGAUUCGGACCAUCCCAUUCCGAUCGAAUCCGACAUAUGCUGGGAUAUUCUACGUUCGAUAGAAGAAUGCCAGGGCGAUUUGGAAGCGAUAGUCCGUUUUAGAGAAUCCGGUGGGGAUGGAAACCGUUCUGUGGGUAUAAGCGUAGAUGGAUUAGCCGCAAUCGAUUCCAGUAUCGAUUCUUUGGAUUCAAAUUCUUCCAACUCUGGGACCAAGGAUAGCAUGGACAUGAUAGCUGGCGCUAGUGAAACGUUACCUUGCACAAACCGAGAGGUAACCAUUAUAAUGCCAUCAACCACUCUUGGUGAAGUGGAUAAUUCGGACGCAGCCGUGGAGCAGGAAAACGAAGACAUCGCUGGAGAUGAAACACCAUCUGUCCCCACUCAUUUCCAUUGGACUCUGAGAAAUUGGGGAGGGGGAAAUGCCACUCAAGAGGCACUAGCAAAUCGUCGUCGAAACACCAGUUACACGUACAGCAGUAGCACGAGUGGCGGACCAGGUAAUAUCAAUAGCGCUAGCACCAAUUCUCAAAAUGAUGCUCAACUGGAGCAGAUUCGGGUGGAUUUAGCCAGCCCGGAAGACAUCUCGCUAGAUACUGAUAGUUCACGCGCCGUUUUCAGUGCUGCUUAUGGAACUACAGUUUAAAUAAUGGAUAAUUUAGGCGUAAAAUUGUAAUUGUGUAUUUGUGAUAUCAAAAGUUACAGAUCUACUUGUUUAACUUCAGUUCAAACAUACAACAUAUGGAGUGCGUUCAAAUGCACCUAGCGUUUACCUACAAUACUGUUUUGUUUUAUUUAAAGUUUUAACUAUAACGUUUAUUUUGCAUUCAUUUGGUAGACGAAGUCAUUUUUAUUAAAUUUUUAAUUUACAAACUAAGUUCAUCUAGUCUAUCUUAUAAUCACAAACAGUUUCACUUCUGUUUCGUAGCAUUCUUAUUUGUUUUGCAAAUCCCCUGAAUCGCAAUUCCGUACGUAACACAAACGGACGGAUUCAUAUUUUCUCAAAAUAUAUUUAAGCUAUUUAUGAUGUUCUUUCGCUAUAAAUCGAUAGACACAAUAUAUUUACAGAUCACUUGAAAGUGUCUCUCAAAAGCUUGGAUGCUCAUGAAAAUGCAUUCGAAACGAGAAAGCAUUUACAACUUGAUGUAAACCAAAUCGUGUGACGCUAGGCUAAUCUGAAGCUCGUAUAAUACUAACGCAGUAAGAAAAAAACAUAGAUUUUUAUAUAUUUAGCAAAUAAAGAACACAGUUGAUCUGCCCGUAUCAUUAAGUAGAACUUGACAAAAACAAACUUUUGCGCUUCGACUCAUUCUGUCAAUUUUGUUCUAAAUUUGUUUUACAGGGUAUAUUUCUGUUAUUUUUUUUUACAAGCACAGAGAUCUUCAUAUGUUUUUACAAUUCCAGGCCAUAUCAUUCCUUUUCUAUUUGCACACAAUUUAGUACAUACCUUUUGGGUUUCAUUGUGAACAUUCUCAACAUAACUAGUUAUUAAAAAGAUAAAAAAGAAACAAUAACCUCAAUAGUUAAGAUCUUCUUAAUACUGGAAUCUACAAAUAAAUUUAGUGUAGCUUGGAAGUAAUCUUGUUAUACUUCAUCUACAAAUCUAGCUCUGUAAGACGGCAACUCACAAAGUAUAUUAGAACGAAAACGAAAUAUUUGACAAUUUUCAAUCGCUGAUUGCUUCAUGAAAAUCGAACGCAGCAAAUUGCCGAGAAGUGAAUCCAAAAGCUCUCUUUACAUUCUCUUAAUACAUGCACUCCGUAUAUAAGUGUUGACUGCAUUCUAGUAUUGAUUUGUGGCUGCUUAAUUACCAACCAAGCCUUUAUUUACACCAUAAUUUAAAUAUUUUUUUCUGUUCUGGCCAAUGCCAAAGAUAUCAUUAAUAGAAAAUCAAUUGACGUACAAGAUUUGUUUCAAAUAAAAGAUAACUGUUAUUUACAACCUCUCUGUCACCAAAAUCUCAGUUCUCUCUCUAGCUUCGAUGUAGGCUUCAACCCGCAACGCAAGUAGUACUCGUCUAGCAGCUAGUUAUAUUAUUGAAGGCAUAUCGUUACUUCUGCAUGCCUGUUAGUGUAUAUACGCAAAACAAUAUGAAUUAAUCGCUCAUGGCAUAGUGGGCCCUUUCUUGAAUCUGAUUUCAUCGAGAAACCAAUAAAGUCAUCAAAUCGAUGAACCAGUUUGCGACUAAA
Messenger RNA from Aedes aegypti (yellow fever mosquito), 6605 nucleotides. RefSeq lists its product as uncharacterized. Bases 929 to 5062 code for a protein of 1377 amino acids. The transcript is spliced from 12 exons. NCBI's taxonomy places the organism in Eukaryota, Metazoa, Arthropoda, Insecta, Diptera, Culicidae. The record is from RefSeq and is a predicted model, not a curated record.